Molecule: messenger RNA, 1197 nt
Organism: Penicillium psychrosexuale
Lineage: Eukaryota; Fungi; Ascomycota; Eurotiomycetes; Eurotiales; Aspergillaceae
Exons: 5
Coding region: 1-1197 (398 amino acids)
Biological process (GO): protein phosphorylation; spliceosomal complex assembly; regulation of mRNA processing
Molecular function (GO): protein kinase activity; ATP binding
Source: RefSeq, a predicted model, not a curated record
AUGGGUCAUCUUCGCUCUCCCUCCAAACCACGCGUCUUCCCUAGUUCAGGGUGGGACAUUAUCGACCCUUCCAUCCCCGUCGAAGAAGAGUCAAUCCCCACCUACAGACCCGAAAAAUUCUACCCCGUGUAUAUUGGUGAGGUAUUCAACCAUCGAUACCAAGUACUGGGCAAGUUGGGAUAUGGAUCCAGUGCGACAGUGUGGCUAGGCCGUGAUUUAUUUGAUGACCGCUAUGUAGCAUUGAAGAUUUACACGGUGUCAACAACAGUGACCCGAGAGAUCGAAAUUUACAACCAUCUCAGAGCUAUCGGAUCCGACCAUGCCGGCCAGACUUGCCUACGACCCUUGAUUGACAUGUUUCACAUCCAUAGUCCCGAUGGGAAUAGUGUUCAUACUUGUCUGGUGCAUCCGCCCCUUGGGAUCAGCCUCGACCAGCUCACUCAGCUCCUCCCCGAUGGAGUGAUGAGUAGUGCCAUGGUUAGAACUACCAUCCGCAAUGUCCUUGCCGCUCUGGACUUCCUCCAUACAGAGGCACGGGUUAUACAUACCGAUCUACAACCAAAUAAUAUUCUCCUCGGCAUCAAAGAUGACUCAAUAUUAUCCAAAUUCGAACAGGCUGAGUUCGACAUGCCUGUGCCGCGAAAAAUCUUAGAGGAUCGCACUAUUUACUUAUCACGACCCCUCUCUGUCUCUUAUGGGACUCCCGUUCUCUGUGAUUUGGGCGAGGCUCGAUUAGCCACCAAUGACCAGGAGGGCGACAUCAUGCCAGAUAUCUAUAGGGCACCGGAGGUCAUUCUAAACAUGACUUGGGACCACAAAGUUGACAUCUGGAGUGUUGGCAUGUUGAUCUGGGAUCUUUUUGAGCGUCGCCACCUUUUCAGGGCUCGAAAUCCCGCACGUGAACUUGAUGAUGGGUAUCAUCUUGCCGAAAUGCAGGCAGUCCUGGGAAGCCCUCCUCUCAAACUCCUCGGUCGGAGCGAAAGGAGCCACCAGUUUUGGGAUGAAAAAGGUAAUUGGAAAGGUGCAGCUCCAGUGCCAGAAUCCAACCUCGAGGCGCUAGAAGAGAGACUCAAAGGUGAUGAAAAAUGGGACUUUUUACGUUUUCUUCGGCGAAUGCUAUGUUGGCUCCCAGAAGAAAGAGCGUCCGCUAAAGAGCUGCUUUUUGAUCCUUGGUUAAUGCGUGGCCUCUUUAAAUGA